AUGGGGUGGCUUGAUGGGAAGAUCAUCCUGUUGUCUGUGGCAGUACAGGGCAUUGGCCGAGCAGCUGCUAUUGGUUUUGCUAAAGAAGGAGCCAAAGUCAUUGCUACAGACAUCAAUGAACUUAAACUGCAAGAACUGAGGAAAUAUCCAGGCAUUCAAAUACGGGUUCUGGAUGUCACCAAAAAGGAGCAGAUAGAAAAUCUGGCCAAGGAGAUUGAGAAGAUUGACGUCCUAUGUAACAUAGGGUUUGUUCAUCAUGGAACCAUUCUGGAGUGUGAGGAGCAAGACUGGGCCUUCACCAUGAACCUCAAUGUUCGCAUCAUGUACCUAAUGAUCAAGACAUUCCUUCCAAAGAUGCUUAAACAGAAAUCUGGAAAUAUUAUGAAUAUGUCUGCUGUGGCAUCCAGCAUCAAAGAUAAAGAUCUUGUUUUUGACAUGGGGGCAGAUAUUACGCUCAUUCCGACCACGGAAUGGCCGUCGCACUGGACCCUAGACGACGUGGACGGACAGAUCCAAGCUGCUGCUCGGGUCGCCAAGGCCAUGGCUCCUGAAGACGAGUUGAAGGAGCUUGAAAAAGAGCUUGAAGAAGACAGUGACGAAGACGAAGAAGAAGAUGAAGACGAAGAAAAGGACGACGAAGAAGAUGACGAAGAAGAAAAAGACGAAGACAAAGACAAAGACGACGAAGAAGAAGAUGAACAAAGAAGAACAGAAAAAAGACGACGACGACGAAGAAGACGAAUACGAAGACGAAGAUGA
Messenger RNA from Prinia subflava (tawny-flanked prinia), 759 nucleotides. Its product is annotated as dehydrogenase/reductase SDR family member 6-like. Gene Ontology annotation, biological process: proteolysis; siderophore biosynthetic process. NCBI's taxonomy places the organism in Eukaryota, Metazoa, Chordata, Aves, Passeriformes, Cisticolidae. Gene Ontology annotation, cellular component: cytoplasm. Gene Ontology annotation, molecular function: aspartic-type endopeptidase activity; 3-hydroxybutyrate dehydrogenase activity. The record is from RefSeq and is a predicted model, not a curated record.